UCCAGUGGUGGUGCCGGGUUGCAUCGCCUGUCGUGGAGGUUUCGGUGCCCGAAGCCGGGAGCGCGGAGUCGUUCCCGGGAGCGCCAGCCAGGCUAUGAUCGCGGGUCCCCGGCGGCCCGCUCCGGCCAACCAGAGUCCCUCUCUCAGCUUGUGCCCGUGCCCGAGCGGUCUCCCCAGUCCGGCCCCGCGGCGCAAUUGGCGGCGGCGCCCGCAGUGCGCCCCCUCCUCCGAUGGCGGCAGAGAUCCAGCCCAAGCCGCUGACCCGCAAGCCGAUCCUGCUACAGCGGGUCGAGGGGUCUCAGGAGGUGGUGAAUAUGGCCGUGAUCGUGCCCAAGGAGGAGGGCGUCAUCAGUGUCUCGGAGGACAGGACUGUUCGUGUGUGGUUAAAGAGAGACAGUGGACAAUAUUGGCCAAGCAUAUACCAUGUGAUGCCUUCUCCAUGUUCAUGCAUGUCUUUUAACCCGGAAACAAGAAGACUGUCCAUAGGUCUAGACAAUGGUACAAUCUCAGAGUUUCUUUUAUCAGAAGAUUAUAACAAGAUGACUCCUGUGAAAAACUAUCAAGCGCAUCAGAGCAGAGUGACGAUGAUCCUGUUUGUCCUGGAGCUGGAGUGGGUGCUGAGCACGGGACAGGACAAGCAAUUUGCCUGGCACUGCUCUGAGAGUGGGCAACGCCUGGGAGGUUAUCGCACCAGUGCUGUGGCCUCCGGCCUGCAAUUUGAUGUUGAAACCCGGCAUGUGUUUAUUGGUGACCACUCAGGCCAAGUAACCAUCCUCAAACUGGAGCAAGAAAGCUGCACCCUGGUCACAACUUUCAGAGGACAUACAGGUGGGGUGACUGCUCUCUGUUGGGACCCCGUCCAGCGGAUGUUGUUCUCCGGGAGCUCCGACCACUCUGUCAUCAUGUGGGACAUCGGUGGGAGAAAAGGAACAGCCAUCGAGCUCCAAGGACAUAAUGACAGAGUCCAGGCCCUGUCCUACGCACAGCACACGCGGCAGCUCAUCUCCUGUGGUGGUGACGGUGGGAUUGUCGUCUGGAACAUGGACGUGGAGAGGCAGGAGACCCCUGAAUGGUUGGACAGCGAUUCCUGCCAAAAGUGCAAUCAGCCUUUCUUCUGGAACUUCAAGCAAAUGUGGGACAGCAAGAAAAUCGGCCUGAGACAGCACCACUGUCGGAAGUGCGGGAAGGCCGUCUGCGGCAAGUGCAGCUCCAAGCGCUCCUCCAUCCCUCUGAUGGGCUUCGAGUUUGAAGUGAGGGUGUGUGACAGCUGCCACGAGGCCAUCACAGAUGAGGAACGCGCACCCACGGCGACCUUCCACGACAGUAAACAUAACAUCGUGCAUGUGCAUUUUGAUGCCACCAGAGGAUGGCUACUGACUUCGGGAACUGACAAGGUUAUUAAGUUGUGGGAUAUGACCCCGGUUGUGUCUUGAUGCCCCUUCCAGGCACCAGAAAGAUAGUAUUUACUCAAGAAACGGUUGUUCUAGCCUAAAGAAUGACUGGAGCUGGAAAGCAGAUGCGUGAGUGGUGGGAGAGAAGCUGAAGAGCUGAGCUGAGCUUGCAUGUGACCCGCACACACGGCGGUGAGCGGUCGGUGAGCUCUUGCGAGGGAACUCUUGCAACUUGUUCAUACGAUAUAAAGGAGGAUAUUUGUUUAACAAGUGGUUUAUACAGUCUGGCUGUGCUACCUUGUUUUGAGUAUACUGCAGACUCAGUGUGGGGUGUUUUAAGUUUCAUAUUUUUCACCACUUCGUUUUGGUUGUUGCUUUGUGUGUCGGAGAAAUGAGACGUGUAUAACUGUUCAGGGUAUUUUCGGUAGUUAUAGUUUCCGUGUUUCCUUCACUUGGACACAUAUCUCAUGGUCGGCAUCUUUUUCUUCUGUAUGUAUCCACCCUCAGCUUCAUCUGCUGUUCCCCGGAGUGUACGUAUUCAGUUUAUUUGCAGUGUUUCUGCUUUUGUAGAAAUUCCCUUCCAUUGAGACACCUGGAAAACCAUUUGUGUGGAUUUCUCAGCUGCCUCUUUAAUCGCCUGAAGAGUGAUCCGUUUGUGAUAUCUAGGUCAUACAUGUUCUCAUGGAGUGGAAAUGACCUUGUGUUUCUGCCUCAGUUUUUCUCUUUCCCACAUUAAAAAAAAAAUGUUGUGGGCUUCCCUGGUGGCGCAGUGGUUGAGAGUCCGCCUGCCGAUGCAGGGGACGCGGGUUCGUGCCCCGGUCCGGGAAGAUCCCACAUGCCGCGGAG
Messenger RNA from Kogia breviceps (pygmy sperm whale), 2237 nucleotides. It is a transcript of the gene WDFY2, whose product is annotated as WD repeat and FYVE domain containing 2. The record is from RefSeq and is a predicted model, not a curated record. Gene Ontology annotation, cellular component: early endosome. Lineage: Eukaryota; Metazoa; Chordata; Mammalia; Artiodactyla; Physeteridae. Gene Ontology annotation, molecular function: protein binding; metal ion binding. Gene Ontology annotation, biological process: positive regulation of fat cell differentiation; positive regulation of protein phosphorylation.